Gongylonema pulchrum is the source of this 1284-nucleotide messenger RNA. Lineage: Eukaryota; Metazoa; Nematoda; Chromadorea; Rhabditida; Gongylonematidae. The record is from the annotation of a GenBank genome assembly.
AUGGAUUAUAGCGGUACUGUAUAUAGGCGCGGUUAUCGUGGGGCGGUUAUCGUGGUACCACCAGUUCACUGCGGUUGCUAUCGGUCAGCACUGUGCUGCUCGGGCCGUAACCUUACCUGUAUAGCUAUCGAAGACGGUAUCAGUGAGGAGCUGCGCUUGAUGAUGAUGUCGAAGAGGAAAAGCAAUCAUCUGCACCGGCGACGAGGGGGAAAAGCAUCAGAUAUUCGCCGACAUCCAGCAGUCUAUGAUACCCGAAUGAAUCGAAUUGGCAAGCUGAUUUUACCGGAUCUGGUUGCGCUCGACGACAACUCAGUCCUCCAGCUUCUCAGCAGACACCGUGAUGCAUUAUCCUCGGAUUACUUGAGUGAUCGAGGAGAACCGCUGCAAGCGAUACAGCUGACAAACAGCAGUAGUAGUACAACGGUACCAACAACUGCCUACCGUCAGCUUAUCUUUGGCGAAGCAUUUCACAGUAGCGAACCGGAAAUUACACGUUACUAUCGUCAUCACAAGCUUAUUCGGUAUUCGGUGCUAAAUCAGCUCAUUCCACUAAUUAUCAAAGAUUCACGAGAGGGCAAAAAAUUACGUGGAUAUGGUGGCUCAAAAAUAGCAUUCCUGGAAAAGAAUGGCGCUCACGACAGUAUAUGCUUUUGUGACGAAAAAUGUAUUGCAUUCGGUGACUGUUGCACUGAUUACACUUUCGUGUGUCCACCUUCUGAUUGUUUCGUAACGGAAUGGUCGACGUGGUCAUCUUGCCUUCCGGAUCGCGAAGCUUGUGGAAUCGGGGUCAGAACUCGAAAACGGACGAUAGUAAGAAAAGCAGAACGUGGAGGGAAGGAAUGUCAGCCACUCGUUGAAAAAAUGAGUUGUUUUAAGGAGUGCCAAGAACAACAACAACAGCGUGGACUUACGACGGUGGCACUGAUCAUAGAUUACGCAUACAACAGGUCACGUGAAGAUAAGCCAGAUGAAUACAGUCAGAACAGGAAAAUGCUUUAUUAUUGCGUGACCUAUCAGCUUGGUUGGGUAAAUCAGAACUGCGUCGAUCCGAAGAUCACUGCUAAGCUGCACAGGAGCAACAGCAUCUGCGCGGAGUGUCAACCGGAAGCUCGGACACAUCGGCCUACAGCAACCUGUGCUUCGGAAUUGAAAGACGGAGAAACUGGUUUCUGGAAAUUAAUUGGACCAAAAUCCUGUAAUGGCAUCUGGAAAAGGAUAUCCAGGACCGAUCACUGUCGAUGCGAAGUGGACUUCCCGAAGCAGGAUGCAUUUUUGCUUGUUUGA